AAAAAUUAUAAGCAGAUCUUACAAAGAUCAGAAAUUUUCUAUAUGAAUAUGUAUGUAUAUAUACAAAUGUAAAGUGUGUGCACCUAUAGCAUAUCUACAUUUUUUCUGCACAUUAUUGCCCGAUGUACCAAGGGGGGUCUUGAUCCUUUUUAUACCACAAAAGUUGUAUCAUUCACAUGUGCUAUCCAGACUCAUUAAGGCACAGCAGACUUUUUCGGAUAAACAGAAAUUCUGAUACUCAGGUGGCCAACUGCAUUAGACAGACCAAAGUUCAGGAGAGGAGAUCAUAAUCCUAUUUGAGAUCAACAUUUUGUAAAGAAGCCAUUUGUAUUAAACAGCAUUUUUUCAGACAAAGACUGAAUGAUUUCAUAAUAAAGACUUGAAAAGGACACAUGUCAUCUUUAUGAAGAACCUAUUCUUAAAAACUGUGUUGUGGUUUACAGCCUCUCUGGUUGGUCUGCCAUGUCUCGCUUAAUUACAGUUUUGAUCUAUGUUGCCUUGGACAUCCUGAGCACAGACUCAGCAGCAGUGAGGCUGACACCAGGCUCUCAAAACAACACACAACCAAAAGUGCUCUCUCCACUACUUGCCCAUAUCAAGCAACUCAGCAAGCCAUCAAAUGGCACAGCACUGCGAGAAGCUUGGAACAGUGCACUGAAAAGUGGCGACUUGUGUAUUGGGUAUUAUGAUGUCAUGGGGCAGUAUGACUCCUCUUUUAACUGCAGUACAGGGACAUUUAUUUUCUGCUGUGGCACCUGCCAGUACCGUUUCUGCUGUGAUGACCGUAAUGACCGCCUUGACCAGUCAUUAUGCACCAACUAUGUCACUCCAGGCUGGAUCACCAAGCCUCAUUCUACAACAACCAGAGCACCUGGUGUCAGUCCUAACAAUGGUGAUUCCAAGGACCAGUCAAGUAGUACUGUCUAUGUCAUCUGUGGUGUUAUCUCCUUCACUCUAGCUAUAGCAAUUGGUGUGAAGAUAGUUUUCAACAAGGUCUCACAUCGGCCUCACCCACGAGAUAUAAAUGUUCCAAGAGCUCUGGUUGACAUUUUGAGACAUCAGGCAGUACCCAUGAAUCACCCCGAGAGAAACAACUCCCUCAGCAUUGGAUCCAGUACACAGGAUAAUGGACCAUCUCGCAUAUCAAAGAACCACUACACUCCAAUUAAGCCAGUAAAGAGCAAUCCCAAUAACCAACAUCAGAAUUUCAUUCAUAUGCCUGUCAACAGUCCGAAACAUUCUGCAACCAUAGAUCGCUUCAGCCACAUGAACAAUAUCCAAAUACCUUCAGUGAAGUACAAUUCUCUCAUGUCAUCCCGUUCCUUCCACAACCUCUCACAGAUGCCGCCAUCCUAUGAGACAGCUGUGAAAUCAGACAUCAACCGCUACUCAUCUCUAAAAAGACUAGCAGCUGAAAAAGAUCUUGAUGAUUACUACACAAAAAGGCGUCACUUGGCAGAGCUGACCCGUGGAACUCUUCCAUUGCAUGUUAUGCGGAUGAACUAUGAACAUGAUACUUAUCGUGAGAAAUCUCAGAAUCCCAGACGUGUCAUGUCUCAAGAGCAUAUCUUGUCAGAUGACCACAUGCCUACAUAUAAUUACACCAUUUCCCGAGACAGGGUGGUUUCCCAUGAAAGGCUGCUUUCCCGUGAGGCUCUUCAUUCUCAAGAACGUCUUCUGUCUCCUGACCGGACCCUUCACAGAUCAAAUUUCCAUGGUGGCCACCUGAGUAACCAGAAGGCUCUGUCUCAGACCAAUGUCUGUGCCUCAACACCAAUGCUUGACCGCCACCAUAUGAUCAAGAUGAACUCUCACCCUACUUCAGCUAACUCCCCCAAGACAACAUGGGACAUGGGCAAUCAAACCACUAGUCGACGACAAGCAUUUGCAGCCAAGCACCAGAAUACUAUAGAGCAGCUCCAGUUCAUCCCAGGACAUCACCCUAGCAGCCAGCACUACCGCACUAGCAGCAAGAAUGAAGUCACAGUUUGAUGUGAUGCAACAUCUCUGGAGACCGGCUGUUUUUUUCUUUCAUUGGAGAGUGGAUUUGCACCAAGGACACAAAUAGUGGUGUCCUCCCAGCUAUCCCAGAACUGUAGCAUGGUGGAGCUCAACGUCUCUCCUUCUUGGUUCCCUUUAGAGCCUUCAGCCAUUAGUGGAGAGUUUGAUAAUGUUACACCCUGCUCUUCCUUGUGGUAUCAGUUGAUUUCACAAAGCCACAGAAACCAAGUGUGGACUUCUGUCAUUCAUUCUGCCCUGCCUCUGUGGAUACAGCUAAUAUUCAUUUGCCAUUUUCAUGAGAUACACCCAUGGGAUUAAAGUCAUAGGCUUCAUACUGCAGUGUUUGUUGGAAUACUAUGCUGCCUUUGUUUUAUUCUAACCAGCAGGCCCAGUGAUUUGUAAAACAUUCUCGGAUAUAUUUUUGUUUUGUUUUCUCUUAAUGGAGUGGUUUAAGGCAAGUAGCCAAACACUAUCAGAAGACAUCAACUACCUUCAGCUUUUUCUUUCUUAUCUUUCAUAUCUGUUUUAGUGUUCUCGAGUCUAUGGGCAAUAUUGGACAGAAAGUGAUCAAUAGUAUGCCUACAUAUUUUCAUUGUGACUGACUCUGAGGGGCGGGAGGGACAAAAGAAGAUAACCUUUUGCACAAACAUGCAACAAUGUGAUAUGCUCUACACAAACCCAGCUUCCUUUAACCCUCAAAGAUUGCAAUUAUGUUGUUAAUAGGAGUACUGAACCCUGUGAAUGAGCGUGGAUUCUCUGGACACUCAGGGAAAUAGUGCUUGCAGUAGUGGAGGGUCCAAAUACUUAUGACUCAGUUAGUUUAUCUGUAGCCCACAGAGAAGCCAGUAUCCAAACAGACUAGUAGUAAUGAUACCAGAAGUUCUCACUUACAUUCCUAGUAUUCAUAGAUGUGCUGGCAUCCACUUCAGGAUUAUCCAACAUUCCAGACACACACACACGUGCACACACACACACACACACACACACACACACACACAC
This is a messenger RNA of Protopterus annectens (West African lungfish), 3000 nucleotides long. RefSeq names its product shisa family member 7 (gene SHISA7). Gene Ontology annotation, cellular component: AMPA glutamate receptor complex; postsynaptic density; dendritic spine membrane. NCBI's taxonomy places the organism in Eukaryota, Metazoa, Chordata, Ceratodontiformes, Protopteridae. Gene Ontology annotation, biological process: regulation of short-term neuronal synaptic plasticity; regulation of AMPA receptor activity. The transcript has 7 exons. Bases 463 to 1992 code for a protein of 509 amino acids. The record is from RefSeq and is a predicted model, not a curated record.